AUGAUGAGAAAAAGAAGACUUCUAGGCCUUGUAACUCUUUCUGAAACGACCAAGGGGAAAACUGUUGACGACCGAUGUCGAAGACGCAAGCUUGUCACCAGCUUCAUUAACACUUUGAUACCCAUUAGUGAAGAAGUAAUAAGUAUCCAUCGUGAUGAUAUGCACCAAUCUGAAGGGAUACCAGGGGUGUCUAAGCCGCCUAUCAUGAACAAGGAGAGCCAUUGUCGGUCCACAAGGUCCGAAAUGGAUCUCACUGAUGAGUCUUGUCUCUCCCAACAAGAGUGCCUUUUUCCUUACUGUCGGGGCUUGCCCCAUUCGCUAUCAAAAAAAAGUGCAGAUAUUAAGCUUUGUGUGACUAAGAUGGGUCUCCAACAACACGUUGCUUCUCUGGAGUCCAUAGUGGAGUUUUCUCUCCAAAAAUUGGAGUUGUUAGCUGGUAAGAAAAUAACCUAUAAGGAGAACUAUGCUCAAGUGGAUACAAAACUUAAUCACACCCUCCAGCAGAAUGGUGCCUUGAAUAUCCGGGUGGAGAGUCUGGAGAGAGAGUUGUUGGAUAAGGAAAAAUUGUUGCUUGACCGACGUAUUAAGAACAUGUCCUUUGCUGCUGGUGAGGAGUUUGGCAGAGAGGCAUUGCUUAAGUUGGGCUACCUUGAUAUUGAUGGCAUUCUCCAGUUGCACAUAGAUGACGAUCAUGGAGGAGUAGUUCCUAGCAGCAAUGCCAAGAUCACAUUCUUCGUAGGAGGAGUCGGUAAAUGA
This is a messenger RNA of Lactuca saligna, 756 nucleotides long. Lineage: Eukaryota; Viridiplantae; Streptophyta; Magnoliopsida; Asterales; Asteraceae. The record is from the annotation of a GenBank genome assembly.